Molecule: messenger RNA, 1482 nt
Organism: Auanema sp. JU1783
Lineage: Eukaryota; Metazoa; Nematoda; Chromadorea; Rhabditida; Rhabditidae
Source: the annotation of a GenBank genome assembly
AUGGGUUUAAUAAGUCCCAAGAAAUCAUGUCCCAUUAUGCUACUGUUUAAAUUUAUUCUUCAGAUCGUAAUCAGCACAGCGGCAGAUGCAUCACGAUCAGUAAUAAUAAACACGGAACCUCGUUUUAUACAUGAUCUCGUCGAAGGCGAUAAUCGUAGUGCCUUACUAUCAAUACAACUUCCGGAAGAAAAGCUGAAACAUGGAGAUUGGAGUUUAGACUUCAAGCCUUUGAGACAAUCUAUGUAUAAUGUGGCAGAGGUAGAUCAUGCUUUGCAUUUCAAGAGUAGCGCAUUUCAAUAUGAUGAAGUGACAAAGUAUUUCAACAUAUCGACUCCGAUUGUCUUAAAAGGUAAUCGCAUGGGGAAGACAGCCUACUUAGUUCAUCUCGUAAGAGCGGAUGGCACGGAAGAUUCCGGAAAUGACACCAUACGUGAUGAAUACACAUCAGAAGAGACAUUCGAUAUUUGGGUUCGCAGAAGUGCGGGUUCAGAAAAAUUGACUCAUUACUUCGUCAUGUCUGUCGUUACACUAAUAAUCCUGGCUAAUAUCAUGAUGGGUUGCGAAAUUGAUAUGAACGUAGUGGUGUCAACAAUUCGACGUCCUUUAGCUCCUUUCAUAGGAUUUCUCACACAGUUCGUGAUAAUGCCAUUACUUGCUUAUGGUAUCGCCAUAUUCGUGUUUAUGCCGAGAGGCCUUCCAUCCAUGGCUCUUGGAAUCUUCAUAACUGGUUGCUCUCCGGGAGGGGGCGCUUCUAAUUAUUGGACAUUACUGCUGGAUGGGAAUGUUAAUCUUUCGGUGACAAUGACAUUCGUGUCUACUGUCCUCUCAUUAGUGAUGAUGCCAUUGUGGCUUUCCUGGCUGGGUUCCAGAUUUCUUGGUGGUUUUUCUUCCCAAACACAGAUGAAAGUUCCAUAUGCUAACAUCACUCGUUCACUCUUUGUACUAGUUCUACCUCUACUAAUCGGUGUCGCGAUUCAAAGAUUUAAACCAACAUGGGCUAUACGAGCACGACAAGUAAUGCGUCCUUUUAUAAUUUUCGUGCUCGUUUUCGUAGUAUUGUUUGGCUGCAUUUCUAAUUCGUACAUGUUCUAUAUGAUGUCUUGGCCUGCGAUAUUUGGCGGUCUUCUGCUUCCGUGGUGUGGAUUCAUGUUUGGAUGCUUCGCGUCGAUACUCUUCCGCCAAUCACCGAGUGAUGUCACCGCCAUCGCGAUUGAAACAGGAAUUCAGAACACGGGAGUGUCUAUAUUUUUAUUAAAGGCGUCCUUUGCUCAGCCUGAUGCUGACAUAGGGUCAGUGAUUCCGGUGAUAGUUGCGUGUUUUACUCCCAUCCCAUUAUUGCUCGGGGCGGCUGUGCACACAAUGUUAAAAAUGCUGAAAAAACGCCGCCAGACAAUAGUGGACUGUGAAGUGCAGAAAGAGGCGUCGGUGGAGAUGCUGUCUGCUGCAAAUAUUUUAAUACCCUUACCAGAAGCACAAUCGUGA